GUAUGUCUUCAUUAUCAACAGCAGGGCAAGGUACUGCUACUUAAGCAGAGGAAAAACAAGAAGAAACAGAGGAGUGGGGGAUAAAAGGAGGUUUGGAUAGAGAGAGAGAGAGAGAGAGAGAGAACCAGAGGCAAGGGGAAUAGAGACCGCGAGAGAGAAAAAGUGAAACAAGGUAUGAAAAAAAGGAGAGAAAAAACACAAAAUCAGAGGUGAAGUGGGGAAAAAGGGAGCAAGGACAGGAAAGAAGAGUGGUGACUUGUGGACAAAAGAGGCAGAGAAAUAAAGACGUGUGGCGAGAAAGCAAAAGGUGGGCGAAAAGAGAACAGUUCACUAUAGAAACAAGAGAAAGCGAGAAACUGAGAGCGUGACAGACUGACAGACAGCUGACCCGGAAACCACAGAGCAAAAUGAAUGCCUUCCUGCUGCUGGGCUGCUUUGUCCUAUCUGCGACAGAGUACUUCCUUGCCUCUGCCCACAUGCUCCCCGACGACAGACUGUCCACCAAUAGGGUCGUGGAAUAUCACACUCUGUCUGAAAGCCUUGAGAUAGGCCCACCUCCUGUUGUUAUUGUAGAGUUGCCGAAAUCAGCGAUGAAGAACAAGAAAACAAAGAAACAAAAAAAGAACAAAUUCAGUGUGAAGAAGCGCCCUCCUCCUCCUGCUGACUGCAUUCCCUUGAGGGGAAGCUGUAAAUCUCCAAGCAACGUGUGCUGUGAUUUCUGUGCUUUCUGCCAGUGUCGGCUCUUCAGAACUGUCUGUUUCUGUCGAAUGGGCAACCCUCGCUGCUAAAGACCAGCUGCAGCCCGGCCCAGCUCCAAGCUGAGGGAACAAAACUUCAUGCUUAAUCAAACCACUUUAAGUGAACACCUUGAGAGGUGAAUCACUUCUAGUCCUUGGUUUGUAAGUUUUCCUAAAAUUCUCUGCAUGAAAGCACUUUAUCACAGAGGACUGCCCGACUUUUCUAAAAUCUUACAGGGUGUACUACUUAUAGGACUGGUAAGACACUCAGAAAUAAAAGUUUUUAUUUUAGCUUUUUGCAUGCAUAAAUUGGAUAUGUUUGCUCAAACAAUUUUAUAUAUUGCUUUAUUUUUACACAGAAAUACAUGAAUGCGCAGUAUCAAAUAUUUUAUGAAGCCUUUUAAGAAUAAAGUCCCUGUACUAUGUUUUAUAUAACUUUUGUUUUAUUUAAUGUCUUUAACAAAGUCAUGUGAAUUCACAUAUUUAAUGGAUAAGGUGUCAAAAAGAUCCCAGGAAAAGACCAAAACCAACCAUAUGUUAGUCCGUCUUGCAAUACUUUAUGACUUUCUCAACGUGUCUGUGGGACUCCAGUCUAAGCUCAUUGGUUCCUAACGGAGUUAUACAUCUUCAGGAAAAUAGCUCAAAAUAUGUAGGAGGAAAUCAUGUAUUAGUUUGGGACUAUUUUCAAGAUAUAUCAGGCUUUGGACACACAGGUAAUUCUAUCUUGGCUGAAAAAAAAGAUCUGACUUUUGUCUGAAGUUUUUUACCUUCCUUUUAACUGUUCCAUCAUUUAUUUUCUUCUUUAAUAAGUGCUUUAACAUCUCAUCAUCUGUGUUAUGUUACUGAGUAAAACAAAUUCAGCCCAGGAGUCACAACUCCUUUAGUUUGAAAUCACUGCCUGACUGUUGGGCAGAUAACAAAAAUAUUUCCUGGGACCUUCAGGCUGUGAUUUCCUGUAAGUAAUUGCUACAUUAUGAUAAACACAUGCAUUGUCACAUUCCCUUUGGCGAUCAAUAAUGAAGAAUAAGGAAAUGUUAGUGAAAACUGUGGUCCUUUAAUGAUUGCUUAUGUGUGAGUGUCUGUUGGAUUGGCAGGAAAAUCUGGCCUGGAAGAGUAGGAAUAAAUUUAAAAAAAGGCUCUCCUCUGAUAACCACCAAGUAAGCAACCUUAACCAGCUGCACAAUGUCUAAAGGCUCAUUUACGUUAGAUACGUACGUAUACAAAGUCUUCUGUCCAUACUCUGCGUAUAUUUUGUCCUUAUUUGUGCAUGUUUCUGAAAGCUUAUGAAUACAGACAAAACAGAGCAGUACCACUGGAAAUCGUAGGGGCAUUGUAGCCAAUAAUUUAAGCAGGACACGACCAUGGGGCACAACAAAGACAUUUU
This is a messenger RNA of Sander lucioperca (pikeperch), 2121 nucleotides long. RefSeq names its product agouti signaling protein 1 (gene asip1). The record is from RefSeq and is a predicted model, not a curated record. Gene Ontology annotation, biological process: hormone-mediated signaling pathway; melanosome organization; positive regulation of melanin biosynthetic process. Lineage: Eukaryota; Metazoa; Chordata; Actinopteri; Perciformes; Percidae. Gene Ontology annotation, cellular component: extracellular region. Gene Ontology annotation, molecular function: melanocortin receptor binding; neuropeptide hormone activity. Bases 408 to 788 code for a protein of 126 amino acids. The transcript has 4 exons.